Molecule: messenger RNA, 291 nt
Organism: Cantharellus anzutake
Lineage: Eukaryota; Fungi; Basidiomycota; Agaricomycetes; Cantharellales; Hydnaceae
Product: RNA recognition motif 2
Exons: 5
Source: RefSeq, a predicted model, not a curated record
AUGACCUCGAAGGAUUUGCAGAACUUUAUUGGGGCAGUUUGCCCUCGAGCCGUCGACUUUCUUUAUCUCCGUAUCGAUUUUCAGAAUCAGUGCAACGUCGGAUAUGCGUUCGUUAACUUUAUUGAGACCACAGACUUGUUGAAGUUUUGUAAGCAGUGCUUGGGCAAGAAGUGGAACAUGUUCCAAUCCGAGAAAGUGUUGCAAAUGAGUUAUGCCAAUUACCAGGGAAAAUCAGCUCUCGUCGAUAAAUUUAGGAAUAGCGCUGUUCUGAACGAACGUCCUGAAUGGCGU